Messenger RNA from Sardina pilchardus (European sardine), 5004 nucleotides. It is a transcript of the gene chrm2a, whose product is annotated as cholinergic receptor, muscarinic 2a. The coding region runs from base 186 to 1724 and encodes 512 amino acids. The transcript is spliced from 2 exons. Gene Ontology annotation, cellular component: synapse; dendrite; plasma membrane. Gene Ontology annotation, molecular function: G protein-coupled serotonin receptor activity; G protein-coupled acetylcholine receptor activity. Gene Ontology annotation, biological process: adenylate cyclase-inhibiting G protein-coupled acetylcholine receptor signaling pathway; chemical synaptic transmission; G protein-coupled receptor signaling pathway, coupled to cyclic nucleotide second messenger. Lineage: Eukaryota; Metazoa; Chordata; Actinopteri; Clupeiformes; Clupeidae. The record is from RefSeq and is a predicted model, not a curated record.
GUUUGCUGGAGCUGGACUACUUUAGCAGUCCUCUGGUAUUUCAGUCUCUAUGGGAGAUGAGACAGCAAGUCUCCUCUUGUUGUUGCUGUAAUCGUUCCCUUUCCUGUUGACUUUCUAGAUCUAAGGACUUGCAAACGGAGGUUUCCGUGCCGACUGAAGAAUCGCGUCACGAGAGACCCGGCGAGAUGGACGGGAUCAACUUCACCUUCUGGAACGCCUCCGACGGCAACGAGACCCAGCCCGCCGUCACCCUCCAGAGCCCCUACAAGACGGUGGAGGUGGUCUUCAUCGUGCUGGUGGCCGGCUCCCUCAGCCUGGUGACGGUCAUCGGGAACAUCUUGGUGAUGCUCUCCAUCAAGGUCAACCGGAGCCUGCAGACCGUCAACAACUACUUCCUGUUUAGCCUGGCCUGCGCGGACCUCAUCAUUGGCCUGUGCUCCAUGAACUUGUACACGGUGUACAUCGUGAUUGGCUACUGGCCGCUGGGGCCCGUGGUGUGCGACCUGUGGCUGGCGCUGGACUAUGUGGUGAGCAACGCGUCCGUCAUGAACCUGCUCAUCAUCAGCUUCGACCGCUACUUCUGCGUCACCAAGCCCCUCAGCUACCCCAUCAAGCGCACCACCAAGAUGGCGGGCAUGAUGAUCGCCGCCGCCUGGGUGCUGUCCUUCAUCCUGUGGGCGCCGGCCAUCCUCUUCUGGCAGUUCAUCGUGGGCGGCCGCACGGUGCCCGACAAGGAGUGCUACAUCCAGUUCUUCUCCAACGCGGCGGUCACCUUCGGCACGGCCAUCGCCGCCUUCUACCUGCCGGUCAUCAUCAUGAUCGUGCUCUACUGGCGGAUCUCGCGGGCCAGCAAGAGCCGCGUCAAGAAGGACACGCGCAAGCCGUCGCAGGCCAACCCGGCCGCCGGCUCGCCCAGCCAGGUGCGCGGCCACGUGGCCAAGCCCACCAACAACAACGUGACCGGCGGCGGCGGCGGAGGGGGGGAGGAGGGCCCCAACCGGGGCCAGACGCAGUCCACGGAGGACGUGGCCAACCAGCACGACGGCAAGCUCCAGAACGGGAAGGGCCCGUCCAGCACGGCCGGGGACGGAGAGGCGGACGGGGACGAGGCGCCCAGGGACAACGGCAUCCCCGGCGAGGAGAAGGACAGCUCCAACGACUCCAGCUCCGGCAGCGCCGCCGCCCACAACCAGAAGGAGGACGAGGACGGCGCCGCGGCUGGGGCGGCCGGAUCCUCCGCGGCCGAGGCCGGCCCGCCGGUGACCCGGCACCGGGCCAAGGCCGGCGGCUCCAAGCUCACCUGCAUCAAGAUCGUCACCAAGUCGCCCAAGGGCGACUGCUACACGGCCUCCAACACCACGGUGGAGAUCGUGCCCAGCGCCAGCGACAAGCAGAACCACGUGGCGCGCAAGAUCGUCAAGAUGACCAAGCAGGCGCCCAAGAAGAAGAAAGGGCCGCCGUCGCGCGAGAAGAAGGUCACGCGGACCAUCAUGGCCAUCCUGGUGGCGUUCGUGGCCACGUGGACGCCCUACAACGUCAUGGUGCUCAUCAACACCUUCUGCGGCAGCUGCAUCCCCAACACGGUGUGGACCAUCGGCUACUGGCUCUGCUACAUCAACAGCACCAUCAACCCGGCCUGCUACGCCCUGUGCAACGCCACCUUCAAGAAGACGUUCAAGCACCUCCUGCUCUGCCAGUACAAAAACAUCCGCUCGGCCAGAUGAACAGAUGCCUGGGUGUCCGGGGUGUCGUGCAUGAUUUAUGUGUACAGUCUGAGCGUGUGUGUGUGUGUGUGUGUGUGUGUGUGUGUGAGAGUGUGAAUGUAUGUGUGUGUGUGUGUGUGUGUGUGUGUGAGUGUGAGAGAGAGAGAGUUUGUGUGUGUUUUGUGAGCAUGAUGAAUGAAAGGCAGGAGAUGAAGGUGAGAGAGUAAGUGGUGAUGUAUUUCUUCAACUCCUUUUCGUUUCUUUCUUUUUUCCUAAGCAACCUGUUGUGGCACUUUAUAAAUGCAACCGCAGCAGCCAGAGUCAAAGGCGUGAUUCAGAAUGCUUGAUCUCCAAGCACUGAGGGAAGAAAAGGGAAGGGUUUUGAGGGACAGCUCUGAAAAAAGUCACACAAAAUCCACACGACUGACAGAUCAAACUACAAAAAACAAUCCACACAACAUGAAUCGACUCCUAACAGUGUGAUGGCACAGGUUGAUUUGGCAAUAUGUGACUUUUGUUUAAUCGGAGGCACAGUUAAGGGAAGGCAGAGACUUCAGUGUCACCCUGAAGCCCCUUGCCGUGACAGAGAGGUCAAGUCAAACAGGACGAAGAUUGGACGGGCUCUGCGCUGCUUAUUUUAACACAACUACUAAGGGAAAAUAGGGCUGACUGAACCAUCAAACCCUGAGUUUGUUGGUCAGUAUAAAUUGAUCCCUGUAUAUAUAUACAUAUGUGUAUAUAAGUUAAUGUACAGUACAUUUAACAUAAUCUAUGUUUGUGUACGUAGGGGUGUAUGUCUGAGUGAGGCUAGACUGUACGUAUGUGUGAAUGUCUUUCUCUGUGUGUGCGUGCGUGUGUGUGUGUGUGUGUGUGUGUGUGUGUGUGUGUGUGUGUCUGUGUGUGUGUGUGUGUGUGUGUGUAUGUGUAUGUAUGUGUGUGCCUGUGAGAGACACAUAGAGAGAGAGAGAGAGAAGGGAACUCUAUUGAACUUCACUGAAGAUUAUCUACAACACAAAUUCAAUGGGAAGGACCUGAGGCGGUGAUUACUGCUGGAUGUAUCGCUUGUCUCAAGCUGUUCCCCCCGGUGCCAGGAGGGACGCUGGGCUGUCAUGAGCUGCGCAGCGGAGCAGCUUGGACGAGCGGUUCAGAGGGGCCUCUCUGACAUUUCCAUGAGCAAGAGUACAACACAGCUACAAGUGCCUAAGCCCCUGGGAGUAACUAAUUACCUUUUUUAGUUGACCAUUAAAAAACGCUACCGGAGACAAAGCUCCCAUAGAGCAGCCGAGUUAUAGAUCCUGUGUUAUCUAUUUUCACACAGCCUCUUGAAAGGUGCAUUUUACCUUUUUUGUUUUUAUCUUAAGCUCAAAGGCACAGAAUACAUACAUUAUUAAUACUGCAUACAGUAUUUAUAGCAUGCAAAUCAAAAUGGCACCAUACUGUACAUUAUCAGCCAUCUGCCAAUUAUAAUAGGAUGCACCUAAACAUGGUGUUAAGCAACAGUGAGGCCCCUGGAGGCAACACACGCCCCUCUUACCAUUUACACGGAGACAGGUGAGGACGAUAUGCUCCCCAUCAUUGGAAGCAUGGAGCCAAACCUCUAGGCUACAGCUGUGUGUUCCCGAAAGGAAUCUUGGGCUUUUGUGUGUGUGUGUGUGUGUGUGUGUGUGUGUGUGUGUGUGUGUGUGUGUGUGUGUGUGUGUGUGAGAGUGUGUAUAGGCUUUUGUGCGUGAGUGUGUAUAGGAGUGCUGAGCAGAUUGUGGUCUUUGCGACUUCUGGUGUUCUGGUGAACGAGUGAAUCUUAAGACAGCUGUUGUAGUAUGGGUAUCUAAGUAAGGCGUGGUGAAACGGUAUGGUUAUAGUGUGUUGGAAAUGUAUGGCACCCUGGAAUGGGGUGAAAUUCUUAUCACAGGCGUAAGCUUUGUGAACAAAAGGGCUAUUUCAUCAUUCUAUAUCAUCCAUGUAUUAUAGUUCCCAUGGUUACAUUAAAUGAACAUCCCCGUGGCCACAUAUCUGUAGGUAGGUAUUAAUUAUAACAGCGGUGGAUUUAUACGCUAAUCACGCUGGUUGUUUUGAAAGAGGGGCGAAAAAAUAGCUACCUGUUGCAGGUCAUGCUUGAAUGCCACCCGUCAGAGUUUCCCACUUGACAUCCGCGGCAUUUGUGUGCCAGUCGUGAUGUUUGGCAGGACGGUUUCGAGAGGGGAAUGGAGUCAGAAUGGAGUGCAUACCCCCCGUGGCGCUCUCCUUACGACUGGGAUCUAGGACAGCCGAAUAAUGGCUUCUUGGCACACGGUUUAUCAGAUUACGGCAUGAUGUGGAACACCUACAUCGGAGAUUGCACAUUACACGCUUGACUUACACAGCAGGCCAGUGUCCCACUUAGUGGCCUACUCAUUCUUUAUCCUAUUAUGUGUGACUCUGCCAUACAUUGUCUCGCUCAAGCCGAGGCACCAUUACCAGCACCAUUGUAAUGUAUGCUUCUCUCUCUCUCCCCACCUUUCCCUCUCAAACUCGUUUUUCUCUUUCUCUAUACCCUCCUAUAUACAUUCUGUUUCUCUAACUCAAAGACAGACUCUCCGUCUCUCUCUCUCUCUCUCUCUCUCUCUCUCCCUCCUUCUCUCUCUUUUCCACUCCUGUGCUCCUGUUUCAUGUCGCUCCCCUUUUCGGUGUCUGCAUUCGAGGCAGAUGUCAGCUCCUCAAACAUGAAUCCAUCUCUCCAUCUCUGGAAGGCCACGGACCGCUCGCUUAAGACACACAGCGCCCUGAAGGGCCCCGUUGCUCAUGGGAUGCGCUUGCCUGGAACUCCCCACUUCUGACGGUCGCUCUGUGUGUGUGUGUGUGUGUGUGUUUGUGUGUGUGUGUGUGUGUGUGUGUGUGUAGGUGUGUGUGUGUGUGUGUGUGUGUGUGUGUGUGUGUGUGUGUGUGUGUGUGUGUGUGUGUGUGUGUGUGUGUGUGUGUGUGUGUGUGUGUGUGUGUGUGUGUGUGUGUGUGUGUGUAGGUGUGUGUGUGUGUGUGUGUGUGCGAGAGAGAGAGAGAGAGGUGCUCAUCCAAGUUUGCCAUCCCAGUUAUCCGUCAGGCCGAUAAGUGGACUCAUGUCUAGGUGUCAUCUGUCAGGCGUCCCGGUGGCAGCUGAGAGCCCCCUCUCUGCCCAUCGCUCGCCGGGGACGCUUGAUUAAUCUCCGUCUAAGCUGCCGUUUGAGUGAUAGCCGAGGAGAAGUAAGUGCUCGCCACCACAAGUGGAGGAGAGUGCCAGCUUUUGUGCGUGUGUGUGUGUGUGUGUCCCCCUUCACCGACCCCGCCGCCA